AUGUUGAAAUUGCCAUCCAGCUCGCCGGAACGAAUCCCUCCCAGCCGUCUGAAGAAGUCCUACGCUCAGGCUCGCGACAUGGAUCCGAUUGAAGACGAUGAGCUAAUCUGCGACGCGCCUGGCGCGAACCAGUACAGACCGCCGGACGAUAAAGGACCCGAGGAGCUGGAGAUGGAGCACGGUAGCGCGCCAGACGUGGAUGUCGAGAUUCCCGACCAAGACAAGCAUGCUAGAGACUCCUUUGAUGACUACGAAACUCCGAUGGGGAACGAAGAAAAUGAUAAAACCCAGGGAAAGAUAGAGCUAGGCAGCGCGCCCGACGUCGACGAUGAGAUUCCCGACCAAGAUGAGCAUGGUAGUAGACACUCUUACGAGGACUACGAAAUUCCGAUGGCGAACGAAGAAAGACUAGAGUACGAAAUUCCGGUGGCGAGCGAAGAAGAGCUGGAGUACGAAAUCCCUAUGGCGAACGAAGAAGAGCUAGAGUACGAAAUCCCUAUGGCGAACGAAGAGGAGCUAGAGGACGAAAUUCCAAUAGCGAACCAAGAAGAAGCAUACGAGAUUCCCAUGGCGAAGGGAGAAGAGGAAGACUCGGAAGAUGAAAUGAUGGUCGAUCGAGACCAAGAGCAGGAUGAGCAAGAAGAUGAGGAGGAGGAAGAAGAAGAAGAGGAGGAGGAGGAGGAGGAGGAGGAGGAGGAGGAGGGAGAUAGAGAUGACGCAGACAUAGAGGAGAUACCCGAAGAUGAAGAAGAGAUUGAAAAUGAAGAGGACGAAGAAGAAGAAGAAGAAGAAGAAGACGAUGAUGAGUCGGUUGACAAUCGCACGGAUGCUGAACUGGCCGCGAUCGCACUCGAACUGCAGGACCUGGAACAGUCAGUUCCCUUGCUCAAGACCUCAUACCAUCUACUCGACAGACUGGGCGAAGGGACGUUCUCCUCGGUUUACAAGGCGAUAGACCUGCACCACCAUCUCUACGACAACUCGCUGUGGGCGCCGGAAGAGCCAGUCUCUGAGGCUCCACCAAUGACCUCUUCCGACGCCCGCUUCCAUCCCUCCACCUCAACUUCCUCCUGCUCUGGCUCAGUCAUCGGAGACCAUUCCUCGCGAUCUAACACCAGAUCUCUCAAAGAAAACGUCGAAAACUUUUACCCCCCUUAUCAUCCAUUCGCCUCCGAUGACCCCUUCGACGCCUCCGCUGGCGACCAGGCUCGGAAUAAAUUCACUGAAACCCUUCAGAGACACGCGCUCGAAUCCGGCAAGCUUCCAACAGCUUACAAGUCUACUAGUAAUCACAACAACUUCAAACCUAGAAAGAAAACUAAUGGGAACGUGUAUGUGGCCCUCAAAAGAAUUUACGUGACAUCCAGUCCGUACCGUAUCAGGAACGAGCUCAAACUACUGGCAGAAUUGAGGGAUGCCGAAUAUGUGGCCUAUCUAAUCCAAGCAAUCCGACACGAGGACCAAGUGAUAGCGGUGAUGCCCUACCGAAAACAUCAAGAUUUCCGGGACUACUACCGGAUUGCGCCAAUCUCGAUGAUCAGGAAAUACCUAUACUGCUUAUUCUCAGCGCUGAAAGAUACACAUGCAAAGGGAAUAAUUCAUCGGGACAUCAAGCCUGCCAACUUCCUAUUUGAUAUCCACUCCCAGACGGGCGUAUUAUGCGAUUUUGGCUUGGCGGAAAAGUUCGAUCCGAAUGACUGGCAUGGGAAGUGUUUGCAUUCCUUACCGGAACCCAAGCAGGACAACUUUCACGGGAAAUUGAUGGACCAACCGAAACCGACGUUCGACCAGAUGCAGGAGCAAUGGCGACGAUGGCGGGCGAAGCUAGCCCGAUGUCGGACGAAUUUCACCCAAGAACUAGGUCGACCUCUGGAGCAUAUCGGCGAGCUGACGGAGACGGCGGCCUGGAAAGAGAUCUAUGCGCGACGGCCGUUUGACACCGAGCCCGACGAGGAUGAGGUGGGCAAUGAGGCCUCCUUCGAGUGGUAUGAGGCUUGGAGACCCGUCACCAAGAUCGGCGGCCUUUGGGGCGGCGGAUAUGGUCGUCGCAAAAAUACUGGUGAUGCCCCCCAUCCCUCCGAUCGCGUCGGUUUCAAACGCGACGAUACUAGACCUAGCGCUAAAGCCAAUCGUGCUGGUACCCGGGGCUUCCGAGCUCCCGAGGUACUCUUCAAAUGUCCUGAUCAAACCGGUGCUAUCGAUAUUUGGUCGGUCGGGGUCACCUUACUAUGCUUCCUUACUCGCCGAUUCCCGUUCUUCAAUUCGAACGAUGACGUGGAUGCAUUGAUGGAGAUCGCGACAAUAUUCGGGCGAACUAAAUUAGAGGCCGUGGCGAUCCAUCACAAUCGUACGGUGAUCAGUAACAUACCCGAAGUGAAUGCGCCACGUUUCGGCUCGCUACACACGUUGGUCCGUACCUUAAACCCGACGAUAUACGAAGAACAGCGGCUGCUCCGGAACGGACACGAGCAGUUAUUGACGGGGAUGACGGAGGAGGGCCGGAUCGAGCGACUGACGACGACGAUCUUCCAGGCACAUCGCGAGCUGACCUCGGCCGUUGAGACCCUUGGUCAGGACCUUGAUCCUUACCAAGAAACCUGGUACUUUCGCUCCGAACUCUGGUGUCUCAUCGAUCUCCUCAAGCGCACCCUUGAUCUCGAUUGCACUAAACGUAUUACUGCUGCUAACGCUCUUCGUCAUAAGUUCUUUGUCCUCUUUCAGUAG
Messenger RNA from Puccinia triticina, 2724 nucleotides. RefSeq lists its product as uncharacterized. Lineage: Eukaryota; Fungi; Basidiomycota; Pucciniomycetes; Pucciniales; Pucciniaceae. Gene Ontology annotation, cellular component: nucleus. Gene Ontology annotation, biological process: mitotic DNA damage checkpoint signaling; protein phosphorylation. Gene Ontology annotation, molecular function: ATP binding; protein serine/threonine kinase activity. The record is from RefSeq and is a predicted model, not a curated record. The coding region runs from base 1 to 2724 and encodes 907 amino acids. The transcript is spliced from 4 exons.